Astrephomene gubernaculifera is the source of this 1448-nucleotide messenger RNA. The record is from the annotation of a GenBank genome assembly. Lineage: Eukaryota; Viridiplantae; Chlorophyta; Chlorophyceae; Chlamydomonadales; Astrephomenaceae.
AGGCUAUCGACCUGAUUGACGAGGCGGCUGCCCGCGUGAAGCUGGACCUGGACCAGCGACCCGCGCUGCUGGACCGCAUCGUGCGGCGCAUCAGCCAGCUGGAGGCGGAGAGGAAGCUGCUGAGGAGGUCGGCAGGUGUGGACCGGCGUGACGCGCUGCGGCUCACCGAGCUGGAGGCCGAGCUGUCGGGGCUGCGGGCGCAGCGGGACGACCUCACAGGCAGGGUGGACAAGCAGCAGAGCGAGGCUCGCGAGCUGCAGGCCCUCACCAGCGAGCUGGACUCCCUGCACGAGGAGCUGGAGGCGGAGGAGGGCGGCCGCAGCGCAGCAGCCCUGGCGGAGGGGGCGGACCGACCCAAGAGCGACGCGGAGCGCAUCCGGGCGGAGCGCGAGCGCAAGCAGCGAAGGGAGCAGCUGCUGGCGAAGCUGCAUGCGGCGCAGGAGGCCGCCCGCAAGCGCCGUGCCGCUGCCGAGGCCUCCUCCUCCCGCGGCGCCUCCUCCCUGCAUGGCCCGCCCCUCUGCGGCGGCGGGGGCGAGGUGGGCGAGGCGGACAUUGCGUCCGUCAUCUCCUCCUGGACCGGCAUCCCGCUCACCAAGCUGGUGGCCUCGGAGCGGGACUCCCUGCUGAAGCUGGGAGACGAACUGCACAGGCGCAUCAUCGGCCAGGAGGAGGCGGUGAGUGCGGUGGCGGAGGCCAUCCACCGCAGCCGCGCAGGCCUCAAGGACCCCAACGGCCCCAUCGCAUCCUUCCUCUUCCUGGGACCCACCGGUGUUGGCAAGACGGAGCUGGCCAAGGCGCUUGCCGCCCACCUGUUCAACGCGGGGGACGCCAUGGUGCGGCUGGACAUGAGCGAGUACAUGGAGAAGCACGCGGUGUCGAAACUCAUCGGAGCGCCGCCGGGCUAUGUGGGCUUCGACGAGGGCGGGCAGCUGACGGAGGCCGUACGGCGGCGGCCGUACACUGUGGUCCUGUUCGAUGAGGUGGAAAAGGCCCACGUGGACGUGUUCAACCUGCUGCUGCAGCUGCUGGACGACGGCCGCCUGUCGGACUCGCAGGGCCGCACCGUGUCCUUCAAGCACACCAUCAUCAUCAUGACCUCCAACCUGGGCUCGGGGGAGAUCUACCGGGCCACCGCAAACAACGCCAAGCAGCAGCAGAAGCAGGCGGCAGCGGCGGACGGCGGCAGCAGCAGCUUGGUCGCCUCUGACCCGCAGAUCAGGGAGCUGGUGAUGGAUCAGGUCCGGCGCCACUUCCCCCCCGAGUUCCUGAACCGAGUGGACGAGUUCAUCAUCUUCGAGCCGCUCACCGCGCCGCAGAUCCGCUCCGUGGUGGGGCUGCGGCUGCGCGGGCUGGUGGGGCGGCUGCGGGAGAAGAAGAUCCGGCUGGUGCUGGCGGACUCGGCCAUGGACUUCCUGGCAGCUAAGGGUUUCGACCCCAUCUUCGGCGCC